UUUACAUGCAGUACUCUCUCUCUCCCUCUCCACUCUUCCUCCUGAGAGAUGCCGCUGAAGAGUCCGAUCACAUAGGCGCUCCUCGGCUCGGCCAGCAGCAGUUUCAGUUUCAGGUGGCAGAUGAUGAAACCUGAACAAGUGCCCCUGCUCUCCUGGAGCUAUCCGGUACACGAAUCUGACUGAUGCUGCUUGUGGGGGAGCGCCGCAUCCACACAUUUUAAUUUGUAUAUCCGCUUUCGGGUUGUAUUCUUUGUACAAAUCCUAUGACGAAGUUGUGUGUGGCAAGUGGGGACCACACCGUCACUCAUUUAUUUCUUUUGUAUCACGUUAGAUUCAAGUUUUCAGACUUAUGUGUGAUAGCGGAAACAUUGUCAAGUUAGCCUGGGAGGGACUUGAGAAAUUGCGACGGGAAACAUUCUGGGGUGUCUGGGGUGGUAAGGGGGGUGGGGAGACGGGGGGGGGGGGGGGGGGGGGGGGGGGGGGGGNGGGGGGGGGGGGGGGGGGGGGGGGGGGGAGUAGGGGGAUUGAGUGAAGUCAGGGGGUUAGUUAUGAAUCGGGUGAGGGCCUUGACAACCAUUCGGCAUCUGAGAGUGUCGCUUAUCCAAGCAGGAGGAUUACCAUGGGCUCGAUACCCUUGUCACGUCGACGCCGUGUCGAAUGAUGCACCCCCCCCAAGAAGACAUGGGGGGGGCGGAAAAGCACAAAGGGGUCAAAGCCGAUGGCAGUCGUCAGCAUCUCGAAUUGCGACGGCGAGGCUGCCGGCAGUGGCCGUGGAUGCUCUGGCAUCCAUGGUCGAGGAUGAUGCAAGCCUGGAUCCCUUUGCGCUAGUUGCAGACGAGUUGGACCUGCUGGCAAAUCGUAUGCGCUCGAUGGUGAGAGCGGAAGUUCCGAAAUUGGCGACAGCGGCUGAGUAUUUCUUUAGGCUCGGCGCUGAGGGGAAACGGUUCCGCCCGACGGUGCUCUUGCUUAUGGCUUCGUCACUUAGCAGUGUGGAGCCAUUUGCGUGUCCAGGCACGUCGUGCACAGGAAGAGAUUUGUCGGCGCUUGGUACGUCCUCUUCUUCUAUGCCAUCCUCCCCAUCAUCACCUCCGUGGUCAUCGUCGUCGUCAUUAUCAUCUUUAUCAUCCGAUUCCUCUUCUUCUCCUAUCGCUGACGAGAGACGAAGUAGGCAGCAAAGACUCGCAGAGAUCACAGAGAUGAUCCACGUGGCAAGUCUUUUGCACGACGACGUUCUUGACCAUGCGAGCACGAGAAGGGGUGUGGGCUCCCUGAACUACGUGAUGGGCAACAAACUGGCCGUCUUGGCCGGCGAUUUCCUCCUUGCACGUGCCUCCUCGGCAUUAGCGUCUCUGAGGAACGUGGAGGUGAUCGAAUUGUUGUCCCAAGUUCUAGAGCACCUUGUAACUGGGGAGACGAUGCAGAUGACUGCCGACUCGCGAGAGUGUAGCAGCAUGGACAACUACAUGAAGAAAACGUUUUUCAAAACGGCGUCCUUGAUCGCCAACAGCUGCAAGGCGAUCGCGAUUUUAGGUGAACAGCCGGCUCCCGUCGCAGCGCUUGCCUACGAGUAUGGGCGCCACCUCGGGCUCGCCUUCCAGGUAGUCGAUGAUGUGUUGGACUUCACGGGCUCGAGCAUGACGCUUGGAAAGCCAGCACUCAACGAUCUCAGUCAGGGUAUUGCAACGGCGCCUGUGUUGUUCGCAGCGGAGGAAUUUACUGGUAUGUAUGAUCUAAUCUGGAGGAAGUUCAAGCGAGAAGGAGAUGUGGAGCAGGCGCUCAAAUGGGUUCAACAGAGCAAUGGCAUCGAGAGGGCAAAACAGUUAGCAUUGCAGCAUUCGUUAGCGGCUAUUGCUGCUCUUGAACAGCUGCCGCAGUCGGACGUAGAGCAUGUCUUGAUAUCAAGACGAGCUUUGUCCAUGCUGGCUCGGCAUGUGUUAACAAGGUCCAAGUAGUUUUUCGCUCGCUUGCCAACGGCAACAUGCAUGCAUGCAUGCAUGCAUGGUUAAGAGGUGGGGAGGGAGGCUGCUGGGGAUGAUGUAUGUAUGGAAUUGCGGCGGGCCUCCUGUUGUUUUAAAAAAGGGCGACGAUGAAUCCAGUUGGGAAGCAGGGGACUCGGUCGGCCACUUGCUGUCUAUCAAGACGAGCUUUAUCCAUGCUGGCUCGGCAAGGUCCAAGUAGUUUUUCUUGCCCUUGUGAAGGGCAACAUGCAUGCAUCAUGGUUAAGAGGUGGGGAAGGAGGCUGGGGAUGAUGUAUGUAUGGAAUUGCGGCGGGCCUCCUGUUGUUUUAAAAAAGGGCGCGGAUGAAUCCGAUUCGGAAACGCAGGAUCCGCCCGGACUUGCUUUGCGCUGAUGCCUCUCUGCUCUUUUGUCCUGUUAGUGCGAUAUAAGCCAUCCGGUGGCGUCUGACAAUGGUGGUGGCUUGUGCAACAAACUGGAGGCUCAAUGCUGGGGGAAAGCAGGAUCACAAAUUGCAGGUCUGGCUCUCGUAUUGUUCAUCCAUCCCUGUUUCACUCACUCUCUGCUGGUGCCGUCUGUGUUGCCCUGUGAUCGCCGCCUUCUGCUUCCGGGCGGACAUGUUUCCAACUUCGUCUUCUCUUCCUUCUUCACGUGUGUCUUGCAAAUUACAAGUGGUCUGUGUUGCCCUGUGAUCGCCUCCUUCUGCGUUGGGGCGGACAUGUUUCAAUUCAACUUCGCCGUCUUCUUUUCCUUCUUCCUGUGUCUUAGAAAGUACAAGUGGACAUUUUUUUCUGAAUGCUGUUUGGUUAUGGGUUUGGUAGCACGAGGCAUAGAUUGCCAUUCUUUGAGGGAAAUCCUGCCUGCUGUAGAAGGGGAUGCAUUGUUUUCCGUGGAGUCCGGGAAAAUUAUGGAGCUGCUGCUAGUGAUGAGCCUCUGUAAGGAAAUUGUGGAGAGGCGAACAGAAAAGAAAAGUGUGCGCAAUACACAAUCUGCGGCAUACACCGGGACAGAUGUGCUGCCUAUUGCUUGCUACCAAGCGUAGAUUGUCAUUCUUUGAGGGAAAUCCUGCCUGCUGUAGAAGGGGGUGCACUGUUUUCCGUGGAGUCCGGGAAAAUUAUGGAGCUGCUGCUAGUGAUGAGCUUCUGUAAGGAAAUUGUGGAGAGGCGAACAGAAAAGAAAAGUGUGCGCAAUACACAAUCUGCGGCAUACACCGGGACAGCUGUGCUGCCUAUUGCGUAGUCUGUCCAGGUACAGCAGAGGCUUGCAUGCAGGUUGCAUUUCGGCGAGGACUUUUCCAAGGUAAGUCUUCUUUUUCCAUUUGGAGAAGUAAUGUGCACUGUGCUAACAGGAAAAGAUGAAUUGGACAUUCGUUAAAAUUGGAGCGGUACACACAAAAUUCGCAUGGGCCUUGUGCAAGGAAGCAUGACACGCACACUUUGAGAAAUGGUCCGCAUAUAGAAAAAAGAGGGGAAAAAAAGAAAAAAGACGAAUUGGAGAGGUGAGGAGAGCGCUGGACGGGACUAAGGAUUUGGGGGUUGAGAGGUGAAGUCCAUAUGCCAAGCAUAGGCCUAAAUAACUUCGGCUUAGAGUAUACCCACCCCUGGUAAGAGUAAAAAUCGAAAAUUCUACAACGUAUCACAUCCGAAUAUGUCUAAUUUUGUUCCCACCCACCGACCACUGGGAAAGGAGUAAGUGUGUCCCUUUUUUUUUGGAAAAAAUAAAUGUUUACGCUAUAUUGGCAGAACUGCCAUGGGAAUGCACCUGGACAGCUCUGCCACUCGUUAAAUAAUCCACAGAAAGACGGACAGGAGAGGCUUUUACAAGUUUUGUCCUCUUGGUGUGAACUCUUACACGGUUUUUCCUUUUGGAGAUGACGCUUGUCGCCCUAACAGGAAGAUAAAUUGGCAAAUUCAAC
Chara braunii is the source of this 3871-nucleotide messenger RNA. The record is from the annotation of a GenBank genome assembly. Lineage: Eukaryota; Viridiplantae; Streptophyta; Charophyceae; Charales; Characeae.